Molecule: messenger RNA, 3351 nt
Organism: Salmo salar (Atlantic salmon)
Lineage: Eukaryota; Metazoa; Chordata; Actinopteri; Salmoniformes; Salmonidae
Source: RefSeq, a predicted model, not a curated record
GUGUUUUGUUCACUCAGUGUCGUUAUUAUUUAUCUGAUACAGUAUUUUUUUGCUCAUCUUUAUCAAGGGUGCCAAUCAUUUUGGGCCAGACUACCUGCAGUAUUCCAACACAUUAAAUGCAGUGUAUUCACACGGUGAUUAUAUGAUGUAAGAAAAUGUUAAUAAUCCAUAAAAAUCCACAUGGUGCAAAAUGUUUUCAGCAUUUUUGUAGGGCAAUCUGUUUGUUUUCUGCUUGAUACCCAAAGCUGCGAUAAUUUUUUUCCCUGACUGUUUUGAACCAUGCACCUGCAGGAUCACAAAUUGGAGGUUGAGGCAGAGAUCAGCCUUUGCAGUGGAAUGAAAGAGUGAGAGGCACCUGUCGGCUUGAGGCAGUUAUUUUCCACUGUGAUAGUAAAUAAACAGCACACAUGACAUCAGCUUGCAGAGCCUUAGGUAGACAGGAGAGCGGGAGAGUCCAGGGGCGAAGUGAGGGGAGAGCGGCUAGGGGGAGAAACAUUCAUCUUGCAUGUGUUUCCGUUUCACACCCUGGAUAUCUUUUGGGUUUGCUUUUGUGUGUGUGUAUGCACGUGCGUGUGUGUGUGUGUGUGUGUGUGUGUGUGUGUAUGCGUGUUUGUGUGUUUUCUUGUGUAUGACUCAGAAGGUCUAUGGUAACACAGGGCUGCAGAUGGAGAUAGAUAGGAGAAACGCCUGUUAGAAAGAAACAGCAAAGAGGAAGUGAGCACUGAGAGGGACAGUAUGGCGACACAGCUGAGGAUCCGAGAUACAGGUCUGGGCUUUGACCAAGAGAACGGGUGCUGUGUGCUCCACAUGCAUUGUAGUGGAAAUACACUGUCAGUUUUGGGGAAACGGGGGCCUUCAGUUUCCUGAGACGCACCACUGCGAGGAGGAAACGGAGCAGAAUAUAGCCCAGAGAGGAGGCAGACAAGGCGUGAAGGACUGCCCUGGAUGACUGCUGUCACCAAGAUAGGGAGCGGUGACGUGAGAGCCAUGAGGGAGGAGAGCGAGGGGGAUUUGCUGCACCUACACAUCAUCCCCGAACACUGUCUCCACUAACACCUCCAUCCCCAUUCCUGCUCCAUUAUUUUUGUUUGACCCCGGACGCGCCCCCUUUUCCACCCGGCACGUUCUCCUCUGUGAUCACCACGUUCUCCUCUGUGAUCACCACGUUCUCCUCUGUGAUCACCACGUUUUCCUCGGUGUUCACCGCGUGGCAGACGACCAUGGGUUGCCGGCAGAGUUCGGAGGAGAAGGAGGCGGCGCGGCGCUCCCGGCGGAUCGACCGCCACCUGCGCUCGGAGAGCCAGCGGCAGCGGCGUGAGAUCAAGCUCCUUCUGCUGGGCACCAGCAACUCUGGCAAGAGCACCAUCGUCAAGCAGAUGAAGAUCAUCCACAGUGGAGGCUUUAAUCUGGAUGCCUGCAAGGAGUACAAGCCCCUCAUCCUUUACAACGCCAUCGACUCGCUCACACGCAUCAUCCGUGCCCUGGCCACGCUCAAGAUCGACUUCCACAACCCCGACCGCGCCUAUGACGCCGUGCAGCUCUUCGCCCUAACCGGGCCGGCCGAGAGCAAAGGGGAGAUCACAGAGGAGCUGCAGGGGGUCAUGAAGCGCCUGUGGGCCGACUCAGGCGUGCAGGAGUGCUUCUGCCGCUCCAACGAGUACCACCUGGAGGAUAACACUGCCUACUAUCUGAACGACCUGGACCGCAUCUCCUCCAACGAGUUCAUCCCCACCGUGGAGGACAUCCUGUGCUCCCGCGACAUGACUACGGGCAUCGUGGAGAACAAGUUCACCUUCAAGGAGCUCACCUUCAAGAUGGUGGACGUGGGGGGGCAGCGCUCGGAGAGGAAGAAGUGGAUCCAUUGCUUCGAGGGCGUGACCGCCAUCAUUUUCUGUGUGGAGCUAAGCGGCUAUGACCUCAAGCUAUACGAGGACAACCAGACGCCAGGAUUCUCGUUCACAGGCAGACCACCACACAGCCUUACCAUAAUGCAGGAGAUGAGGAACGGGAUGAUGCACUUCCCACCACCUGUAAGCAGAGACAGGGUCAUAUCCAAGUUCCCAAAGUGUUAUACUCCACAGGCCUGUCUGCAGAUUAAGGAGGACUGGGAUACCAGGGCCAAGGCUGCCUGCAAAGAAAGAGCCGACAGGCAUCAGGGAUGGGACAGACUGAAGAUGUCUAAAGCAGUGGUUGUUGGUGACCUUAAUGUGGGCAAGACCUGCCUAAUAAACCGGUUCUGCAAAGAUGUAUUUGACAGAGACUACAAGGCUACCAUAGGAGUGGACUUUGAGAUUGAGAGGUUUGAGCUCUCAGGAGCUCCAUUCUCCCUUCAGAUCUGGGACACAGCUGGCCAGGAAAAAUUCAAAUGCAUCGCUUCAGCAUACUACAGAGGAGCUCAAGUGAUAAUCACAGUAUUUGACAUGGCAGACAUUAAGAGCUUGGAGCACUCAUGGCAGUGGUUAGAUGAGGCCAUGAGGGAGAAUGAACCUGGCUCCUGUUCUGUUUUCCUGGUUGGAACCAAGAGUGACCUACUUGCUCCAGAGGAGCGCCGGAGGACUGAGAGAGACGCCAUCAAGAUAGCAACUAAAAUGAAAGCUGAGUUUUGGUCUGUUUCGGCCAAGACAGGGGAGAACGUGCAGGGGUUCUUCUUCCGGGUGGCAUCUCUGGCCUUUGAAGACUCUGUACUGAAGGACAUGGAGAGAGGGAUCACCUCCACUCGAAUUGGAGGAGGAGACAGCAUCAAAUCUGACAGAGCCAACCUGGAGGAGCCCCAGUCCAAAGCAGUGAAUACGAAUUGCUGCUGAGGAAAGAGAAGAGGACUUGAAGUAGGAGUCAAGAGAAGGAAGGAGAGUGAGAUGUGUAGAAAGAUGUUGAAAUAGUGGAUUUUAAAAGUGGAAAGAGCUGUGACUGACAUGUGCCUCUAUUUCUCAGUCUUCACUGGUAUCAUUCAUACGUGGACACACACAAGUGUCUACAGCCUUUAUAAUCAUCAUUUAGUACUGCCAUUUUGGGAUAUAAUGUAUCAACUUCUUGAUUUUAAUCCGGUCAUCAAUGACCUUUAUUAUAUGCAUUGUAAAGUAUUUUAUGAAUUCAGUAUUUUGUCGAAUUUUGGAAAUUAGGGUGCAUUUCAGACUCAUUUGUAGAAGAAGUGGUUUGAUAGUUUAUGUAAUAUACUGUAUUAUCAUUAUGUAUUGUGUAGCCCUAACAUUCUGCAGAUACAUUUACAAUAAUUUUAUUGCGUAUUUUUGUUAUUACUGCUAACCUCGUUCCUAGGCUGAAUUGUUUCUGCACAGAGACAGAGCUGGCUGGUGAUGACAUUACCCCUUAUCAAAAUAAAGUUUCAUAUUUUUG